Desarmillaria tabescens is the source of this 534-nucleotide messenger RNA. RefSeq lists its product as uncharacterized. The transcript has a single exon. The record is from RefSeq and is a predicted model, not a curated record. The annotation marks the transcript as partial. NCBI's taxonomy places the organism in Eukaryota, Fungi, Basidiomycota, Agaricomycetes, Agaricales, Physalacriaceae.
AUGAAUCCUACUGAACUGCAUAGAAAGUUGGAGGAGUCUAGGGAUUUCCAGGACCGGUUUUUUGCUUUUCUUGAUGAUAUCAUUGUACACGAUCUACUGGAUGGAAUUCCCUUCGAUCACGAUGGUAAUCCUAGAACUGAAAGGCCUCCUGUUGUACCUAGUGAGGACGCGACUGCCGAAGAAUGGGACAUUUUUCGAUCUGUGAUCAAACAGGAGGUCAAGUAUGUGGGAGAGCAUCUUCAGCAUCAUGUGCAUGAGCCGGUUUGUUACAAAUAUGAUCAUAGCACUUGUCGUUUUCAAUUUCCUCAUGACUACAUUUCCAUCUCUUUCUAUGAUCCCGAAUCGAAGUCAAUUGUUCCGGCAUGUUGCGAUGUUUGGGUCAACUAUCAUAAUAGGUCGAUUCUUGUGUUCGGUCGCUUCAAUCAUGAUUUGAGGUUUGUAUUGUCAGGAAAGUCGUGUAAAUCCGCCAUGUUUUAUAUCACGGAUUAUAUAACAAAAAUGAGCGUUAAAAUGUAUGAGCUGUUGACUUUAUUA